AUGAUAUUUAGAAUUUGUAUUUCAGAUGGAGAUCACUUUGACAUCACCAUCGUGGGCGGCGGCACGGCGGGGUGCGUGCUGGCGAACCGGUUAACUGAGGCCUCGGACUGGAAAGUGCUGCUGAUCGAGGCUGGCGGAGACCCGCCCAUUCUUGGCGUUCUACCCGGGUUAUGGCCAUUCGUCACUCACUCCCCCUGGGACUGGGACUAUUAUUCCGAAGACGACGGUUAUUCCUCACAAGCUCUCAACUUUAAAAAAGUUGCACAAACUCGCGGCAAAAUGCUCGGUGGAUGCUCGUCUAUGGAUCAUCUUAUAUAUGAAAGGGGCUCCAAAACGGACUUCGAGGAUUGGGUUGAAGCUGGAAGCGACGAAGGCUGGCGCUGGGAUAACAUGCUCAAAUACUUCAAGAAGGCUGAAAACAUGCUCGAUGAGGCCCUCCUCCAUGGACCCACAGCUGAGUUUCACUGCAACAAGGGACCGUUAAGCGUCAAGAAUCAGACUGUUAACAGUGUGUUCUUAGAAAAAAAUAAAAUUAUGCUUGAGGCAUACGAGGACAUCGGCAUGAAAACCACAAGGGAUCCUCUGACGUCAAAUGUUUAUGGAACUUACGAAAUACAUUUCAAAAUCACUAAAGAUUCAAAGAGAGCUAGCACUGCUGUGGAGUACUUGAUCCCUAUUAGAAAAAGAAACAAUUUCUAUUUGCUUAAAAACAGUUUAGGUACUAAAAUAUUAUUCAAUGAUAAUAAGGAAGCCAUAGGAGUAAGAGUAAAAACCUCUGAUGAGGAGAUAACUGUUUACGCUGACGUUGAGGUGAUCGUCUCCGCCGGUGCAUUCAACUCCCCGCAACUGCUGAUGGUGUCCGGAAUCGGUCCUAAAGAACACCUGGAGAGUCAUGGCAUAGAAGUCAUAGCAGACCUACCUGUUGGCCAAGGAUUGAGAGAUCAAUUAAUAUUUCCCCUGGUCAUAAGCGGAAAGCAUAAUAUUGCGUCUGCUUUGGACACUGUUUUAUCGUUAACUGAGUUGACUAGCUUUCCAUUACCUUCUGUUGCCGGUUCCUUUAAAGAAAAUCACCAAAACGUUCAACAUUACACCGGAUUCUUUGGUGCCUUAUCACCACUUUUUCUGUAUAUCUUCCUAAUUAACUUUAACUGGAAUAUACCUGUAACAUUAACCUACGUUCUGAGCGAACCUAUUAGAGAGAAAAUGGUGAUUUUAAUAUUCCUGGACAAGCAAAAGUCAACUGGCUCAGUGACGUUACGAAGCCCGGAUAUUGCAGUACCACCGAUCAUUAAGACCGGGUACUUUAGCAAUCCUGAGGAUUUAAAGACAAUAUCGGCAUCAGCGCAGCGACUUGUCCAGAUACAAGAUUCUAAAUAUUUUUCGGAAGCGGGUGGCGGGUUUAUAAGACCUCCCCUGCCGGAAUGUGAUGCGUUGAAAUAUCAAAGUGAAGAGUAUUGGCAGUGCUACGGGAGGGUUCUGUCCACGGCCGGGUUCCAUCCGGCCAGCACCUGCGCGAUGGGCAGAGUGGUCGACGGAAGUCUGAGAGUGAGACACGUGUCGCGGCUCCGCGUGGUGGACGACAGCGCCAUGCCCUCGCUGCCGACCGCCAAGACUGGUGUCGUCACCAUCGCGAUGGCUGAAAGAGCAGCGGAUCUUAUUAAAAAACACCACGGCAAGACGGAAGGCUACAAAUAUUUCCCUUGUGAAUAACAUU
Messenger RNA from Cydia fagiglandana, 1714 nucleotides. Its product is annotated as ecdysone oxidase-like. Gene Ontology annotation, molecular function: flavin adenine dinucleotide binding; oxidoreductase activity, acting on CH-OH group of donors. The coding region runs from base 1 to 1710 and encodes 569 amino acids. The transcript has 3 exons. Lineage: Eukaryota; Metazoa; Arthropoda; Insecta; Lepidoptera; Tortricidae. The record is from RefSeq and is a predicted model, not a curated record.